Messenger RNA from Chenopodium quinoa (quinoa), 1191 nucleotides. RefSeq lists its product as uncharacterized. The coding region runs from base 1 to 1191 and encodes 396 amino acids. The record is from RefSeq and is a predicted model, not a curated record. The transcript has a single exon. Lineage: Eukaryota; Viridiplantae; Streptophyta; Magnoliopsida; Caryophyllales; Amaranthaceae.
AUGACACGGAAGAGUAAGCAAUCACCGCUUAUUCCUGUUGAUCCAGAGUUAAAUAGGACUUUGAGAAACGUGAGGAGGCUUUUGCAAGGCACACCCGAGUUCUCUAUUGUAUAUUCGAAUUCCGAUCCGGAGGAAAUCUUUGCAGCCAACGAAGAAGAUAACAUGGGUGAUAACAAUCCUCCUCCACCAUUGUUACGAGAUUAUGACCACCCCAAUGCCUUCACACUUCGGAGUGGCAUACGUCUCCCUACUACGAAUGCAAAUAAUUUUGAGCUUUCACCUCAACUCAUCCGGAUGAUACAAAGUGAUCAAUUUGGUGGGAGUUCUCAUGAGUGUCCUUUUGCUCAUUUGGACAACUUUCUCGAAUUGUGCACAACCAUCAAGCAAAACAACAUUACGGAAGAGUUCAUCCGUAUGCACAUGUUUCAAUUCUCCCUCCGUGACAAAGCAAAGCAUUGGUUGAGAACGGUAGAAGAGGGAUCAUUGACUACAUGGGAUGAAAUCACUAGAGCUUUCCUUGGAAAGUAUUGUCCACCCGAAAAGACCGUCGAACUAAGAAGGAAAAUCACCAAUUUCAACCAAGAGAUUGAUGAAACCUUAAGUGAAGCUUGGGAGCGUUUCAAGGACUACACUAGAAAAUGCCCACACUAUGGUUUCACAUCAUGGAUCAUUGUUCAAAGCUUUUAUGAUGGUCUUACUCCUAAUUCAAGGGCCAACCUUGAUAACGGGGCCGGUGGUAGUCUUAAAAAGCUAUCGGUGGAUGAUUCAUACAAGAUGAUUGAAGAAGUGGCAAAGCACUAUGCAUACGGAGGUGAUAGACGGCAACCACAAGAAAAGAAGGGCGGAAUCCACGACCUUAGUGCGAUAGACCUUAUUGCAUCAAAGUUUGACAUGCUAGCUCACAAGCUAGAUCAAGCCACGCUUACAUCUCCAAGAUCUUCUUCACAACAAGUCAUGUCUUGUGAAACUUGUGGAGGAAAUGAUCACUUGUCCUCCUAUUGCAACUUAACUAACCAAGAGCAAGCUGCAGCUAUUGGGCAAAGAAACGAUCAAUACUCUCAACCCUACAAUCAAGGUUGGAAACCCCAACAAAACAUGGGUUGGAAACAACAAAAUCAAGGCCCCCCUCAAAACCAAUACAACCAAUCUCAUCCACAAAACCAACAAGCUCCUUACCGUCACCCUAACUAA